AAAUAAAUCAACUAAAUACCCAAAAAGGUGAAAGAAUUAGAGACACCCCAAUGUACUUCAUAUAGUAAACAUUUAAAUAUGAUUAUCGCUUGGCACAAUUAUUCACUCGAGUACCCCUAUAUAUACCCAUUCCUUCCAUUUGUAGAUUCCAUAUUAUUCACGAUUCUCAUCAAAUCAUCUCCGAUACUCACAACCGAAAUAACUAACCCCUCCUCAACAAAAAACAACAAAACAUGUACACUCCAUCAUACUUAAAAUAUUCAAUAAUCUCAAUUAUAUCCGUAUUAUUCCUCCAAGGAACUCAUGGAGACGACGGAGGUUGGCAAGGUGGUCACGCCACGUUUUACGGCGGCGAAGAUGCUUCCGGCACCAUGGGCGGAGCUUGUGGCUAUGGAAAUUUGUAUGGCCAAGGUUACGGGACGAACACGGCGGCUUUAAGUACGGCUCUAUUCAACAACGGACUCACGUGUGGCGCGUGCUAUGAGAUGAAGUGUAACGAUGACCCGAGGUGGUGUCUCGGGUCAACCAUCACCGUCACAGCUACAAACUUUUGCCCACCUAACCCUGGCCUCUCCAACGAUAAUGGAGGUUGGUGCAAUCCUCCUCUUCAGCAUUUCGACCUCGCCGAGCCAGCUUUUCUUCAGAUCGCUCAGUAUCGUGCCGGCAUUGUUCCUGUCUCUUUCCGAAGAGUACCAUGUAUGAAGAAAGGAGGAAUAAGGUUUACGAUCAACGGACACUCAUACUUCAACCUCGUUCUGAUCUCCAACGUAGGAGGAGCAGGAGACGUACACGCCGUCUCAAUCAAAGGCUCAAAAACACAGUCGUGGCAAGCGAUGUCUAGAAACUGGGGACAAAACUGGCAGAGCAAUUCAUACAUGAACGACCAAAGCCUUUCCUUCCAGGUAACGACCAGCGAUGGUCGCACACUCGUUAGCAACGACGUGGCUCCUUCUAAUUGGCAGUUCGGACAAACCUACCAAGGUGGUCAGUUCUGAUCCAAACCAUCAUCCACAUCUCUCUGUUUUGGGUGCUGACGUGGCUGCAUAUUGCUGAGGUGGCUCGUAAGCACCCGCUUAAUUAGCUUAGCCUUUUUUUUCUCUUAUUUACGAAUUAUUGCUUCAAUGGUUGUAUUUUCAUUGUGCCUACAAAAAAGCAAGGUUUUUUUACAUGUUUAUUGGAUUUUUUUCUUCUCUUUAUAAGCCAAUAUCGACGCCCAAAAGAAUGAAAUUACACAUGAAUUGAUUUAAUAAUUUCGAAUUUUAUUUAAUCAACUACAAAGGUUUUUUUUUUUUUCCUUACACAAAGUGUUUAUAUACACGAUUAUA
Molecule: messenger RNA, 1325 nt
Organism: Arabidopsis thaliana (thale cress)
Lineage: Eukaryota; Viridiplantae; Streptophyta; Magnoliopsida; Brassicales; Brassicaceae
Gene: EXPA8
Product: expansin A8
Exons: 3
Coding region: 234-995 (253 amino acids)
Biological process (GO): plant-type cell wall organization
Cellular component (GO): extracellular region; membrane
Source: RefSeq, marked reviewed